GCAUAGCAUAAAUUUGUGCUAUUUGAUUUUCAUAGAGGUCUAGAAACAUUUGCUAGUCGCACCAUUUUAUUAUUGACGCCAUUUAUGUUUACGUAGCUAGCUGGCUAGCAAGCUGUCAACUGCCGGUCUCUCGCAAAAUAUACUAGAGAACGUAGUAGUCGGUAAUAGUCAGCGAAACCAGAAGGAUUGGUCAUCCGUGGUGCCUAAUUUUUGUUUUGUGUCUGGUCUUUAGCAAGAUACUAACCUGGGGAAAAAUUGAACGAUUUCCAAUUCGAAAGCAAUUCAGACCGACGAGACAGCAACACGAUCGCUACCACGCAACAUCGAUAGCAGCUGAUCAACUAGCUAUUUGUGCAACACCAACAACAUGUCCGAGGGCCUUGAAACCGGCGAAGAUCCAACUGUGGUGAAAAUGAAGGAGUACGGAGAGGUUAGCAGCGAGGAGCAGAUACCGACGGCUGCAGAGGGAGAUCAGGCAGGAGAAUCCGAGGGCUCAAAGAUUGAUGCCAGCAAAAACGAAGAGGAUGAGGGGUGACUGUGACCGCUAGCAAACGUUCGAUAACUCAUGUUCCCGAUAUGGCUAGUUAGCUCAGCGUUGAAGAAGGGACAAGUAGCUAUUUUGUUUCAUAAUUUUGACAUUUCCUCGCAUCGUUGGGUAACUUCUAUGAGGUAUAACUUGUUGAAUGCCAGUACCUAGCUAGCUAAAUGUCUCAGAAAUGAGGAUGGAUGGAUGGUACCUUAGGGUAGAUCAGGUCACUGUUGUUGUGCAACUGUUGUGGCUGUCACAUCCUUCAGCUCUCAGGCGAUGAUGCUUGCUAGAUUUAGAGUUGUGUAUGUGAGACAUUGAUGGAGAAAUGAUACAUCAAUCACCACAUAAUAAACGAGAAUAGAAACAUUGUGUUGAAAAUUUACACACAGCACUUACACACAGCACUUACACAAACACUUACCCCACCAGACAUGCCACCAGGGGUCUUUUCACAGUCCCCAGGUCCAGAACAAAUUCAGGGAAACGUACAGUAUUAUACAGAGCCAUGAGUGCAUGGCAGCAAACCUGCUUUAAAAAAACAAAUAAAGCAACACCUCAUGCUCCCCCAUGUGAUCUACUUGUGUGUAUGUACUGACAUGUAUGUGUAACUGAUAGAUAUACACACACACACACACACUACAAGUUAAUGUUUUUAAAUGUAUGUCAAUUGUAAAGUAUUUAGUCUGUAAUGUCUUUUUCAUUGUGUUGGACCCCAGUAAGACUAGCUGUCACCAUUGGCGUCGGCUAAUGCGGAUCCUAAUAAAUCACAUUUAAAAAAUCCUUUACAUCUUGUAAAAGCUGCUGUACAGCAUUAUCCAAUGAUGCUCUUGCUAAUUAUCAUAAUCAUAGCUCUAAUGAUAACAUUGACCCUAAACCAAGACUUUGGCUGUGUUCCCUCUCUAAUGUAAUGGCUUCAACUCCUUUCUUCCUUUCCUUCUUUCCCACUGAUGGGUGAAAGGAAAGCAGAUGAGAAAGGGAAUUGGAACACAGACAGAAUCCUUGUGUUGGGAAUUGGUAUGCAGAAUUUAAAAUGUCUGUAUCUGCACUGUCUUUAAAUGCAGGAAAAUGUUUGUUGGUGGUCUGAGCUGGGACACAACAAAGAUGGAUUUGAAGGAUUACUUCUCCAAGUUUGGGGAGGUGGUAGACUGCACCCUGAAACUUGACCCCACAACAGGCCGGUCCCGGGGGUUUGGCUUUGUCCUGUUUAAAGCAGCUGACAGCGUUGAUAAGGUAUUCCUGAUAGUAUAUGUUGUGAAUAUGGCAUGGCAGCAAUGGGAUGUGAAUCUUUUCUGCCCAAUCAGUUUCUUUAUUAUAUAUUUUUUCUGUGGCUUGUCUCUGAUAGGUGGUCUUACAGAAGAACCACAAGCUGAAUGGGAAGGUGAUCGACCCUAAGAAGGCCAAGGCCAUGAAGAACAAGGAGCCCAUCAGGAAGGUCUUUGUGGGAGGUCUUUCUCCAGACACCCCCGAGGAGAAGAUCAGAGAAUACUUUGGUACCUUUGGAGAGGUAGGCUACAGUAGACUUUAAUUUUACAUUGUCAGAUGUUCUUUAGAGGGUUUGCCGUCUGGGUGCCAUUCUGAAUGAUUGAAUCAGAUCAGUCCAAAGUAAUUAUCUGAACGAGCUGUUUGUUUUCUCACAGCCUGUGUGUGCAAGUCGACAAAACAUGAAAACCUUGUUGAAUAAUUGAUUAUUCUAUUUCUGAAUUCUUUCUGUGAACAGGUGGAGUCCAUUGAGCUCCCCAUGGAAACCAAAACCAACAAGAGACGAGGCUUCUGCUUCAUCACCUUCAAAGAGGAGGAGCGAGUGAAGAUGAUCAUGGAGAAAAAGUACCACAAUAUAGGAUUAAGCAAGGUACAUCAUGGCCUCCCUUGCCAAUACUUCCCACAGAAUAUGUUUGGUAGUUCAAAAACAUUUUGCCUUUGCAUUCAUUAUAUGUUUUUCAGAUUGCAUUUCCUUGCCAGGACCAGUUGGUGAUCUAUUUCAUUAGUGUCAUUAAUUAGAAUGCACUGCAAUGUUAUGUCAGUCAGAGUUGCAGCUUUAAAGCAUGGUUAUGGCCAUUCUUUGUUCCUGUCUUCAGUGUGAGAUAAAGGUGGCCAUGUCCAAGGAGCAGUACCAGCAGCAGCACUGGGGAGGAGGAGGCAGAGGGGGAUACUCCUCCAGGCCUCGAGGCAGAGGGGGUAAGUUUGCUGGAUAGAAAUUGUAAUUUCCUGUACCAAUAUUUUUCAUAUAGUAAGUAGUACUGUAUUACGUUUGAGUAAUAAUAUGUAUGAUGUUGUUAAUUGUUCAAUCAUGUUUUUGUGGUCAAUUAAAUAAUACCAAAUGGGCAAUCUGGUGUAUUUUAGGACCCAAUCAGAAUAGUUGGAACCAGGGUUAUGCCAACUACUGGAACCAAGGUUACGGAAACAACUACAGCAAUAACUACGGCAAUUAUGGCUACAACAACCAAGGCUAUGGAUACUACGGUGGCUAUGACAACUUUGGUUACAACAACUAUUACGGUGGAUAUGGUGACUACAGCAGUAUGUAAUCUUUUUGAUGAAAGCACACUUUAACGAAACAAUGUACAUUCACUAUGGCUCUACAGUACGACCAUAUUACUCGCAUAUGCUCCUAAACAUUUUGCUGUGCGACCUGGAAUUUAAAUUUAGGAGCACCCGUGCGCCCAGAAAAAACACACCCAGAUUAUAAUUGUUGCAGUGAGUUGUGCCAUGGAGAAUACACUGAGCGCAGAUUCAUGACCGUCAUGCUGGCACCAUUACCUCAAAGAAAAUGGCUUGUUACCUCAAAUAUUUUUCAUUGUGCUCCUAAAUUUCUUUGUGUGCUCCUACAUUUUUCAACUUAGGUGUGCUCCUUGUAAAAAUGCAUGUAAAUAAUGUGUAUAUGUGUAUAAUUUGUUUUGUUUUGUAUUCAGUUAUUGUAUGGCUUAUAUUUUUGUAUUUGACUGAAAUUCCUACGUGCUGUACAUAAAUAUAAAAAUAAUGACAUUAAAACCAUUAAAACCAACAAUAUUGUUAAAAACGUAUUGCCUUUAUUGAUUGUUUUCCAUUUCCUAAAUUACUAAAUAUUCAACACAACAAAUGAAAUAUUUAAUCAUAAUAAUAAUAAUAUGCCAUUUAGCAGACACUUUUAUCCAAAGCGACGUACAUGGAAAAUCAUUGAUUUUGAAGAUGUACUACUAUCUUCAAACCAUCUUAUCUAAGAGUUAUAACUAUCGUAUACCAAAGUAAUUGUUUUUUUUCUGUGUGUUUGUGUCUGAUCAGCAGACCAGCAGGGUGGUUAUGGGAAGUCCCCCAUACGAGGUGGUCACCAAAACAAUUACAAGCCAUAUUGAUGUGACAGUCGUUCCACAGACAUAGACAGGUUUGUUUCUAAGUCACCUAAGUCAAGUACAAUGUAUCUACCUCUCUGUAUAAUAAUGAUAUACCUGCAUAAUGUUUUUCUCUUUAUAGUUUUUCACAGCACCUGAAGUGCUUUACAGUAGUGGUAACAUAGAGGCUACAGUCUUUGAAUUAUUUUAACACCCGGCCUUUUGCUGCCUCUUAUAAGCUAUUUUGUAUGUGUAAAGUUAACGGGUAAAGUACUACAACAGUAAAAUGGAUACCAAGAGUUACGGAUUUACAAGGAAAAAGAGAGUGAAAGCGAGAGAAAAUAAGAAUGUUGUCUCCUAACUCUGACAUAUACCUUGUUUGUACCUGCCAGCGGAGCUUCCUUGCAGGCCAUGAGCUGACCUCCCCGGUACUCUCUGGCCCGCUCAAUGCGGACCAGGUACGGGAGGCGUACACUCUCGAAUGCUGCCAUUUGGAAUGGUCUUCCAACAUCCUGUCUCAACAUUGUGAACAAAAACUAAGUGGGACAAAAUGUCCUGCUUUGUCCUCUUCUUGAUUUUUAUUUUUUAUUUUUUUUUUGUAAUGUAAAACUGAAAUACAACUUAUGUCAUUUUAAUGCAAUUUUUUACAGGCCCUUUACUCCCCCGUCAAGUAAUGGUAAAAUACAACAUGAUACUGAGAAAAUAACUAUUUACUUUUCAAAGGACACAGCUUUCCCUGGACUUUCCAGUGUCUUUCAAUAUAUGCAUCAUCCCUAAUCAUACCUCUAAUUCUUGCUUUUCUUUAUUUAGCUCUUGUAGCAGUAAUAGCCAGUAGUUCAUGAGCUAAAACCUGGUUUGGUGAUCCCACUACGUUGGAGAAGUGCGUUACUUUUGUAGUUGUUUGCUUGUGUUACUGACAGCGGUGGGAAAGCUUCUCCUUUAAACGUUGUUAAUUCCUCUAACAAAAUUCUCUUUUUAACCUUUUGAGGAAGUAUCAAAGUACACUACAUUACCAAAAGUAUGUGGACACCUUCUCGUCGAACAUCUCAUUCUAAAAUCAUGGACAUCAAUAUGGAGUUGGUCCCCCUUUUGCUGCUAUAACAGCCUCCACUCUUCUGGGAAGGCUUUCCACUAGAUGUUGGAACAUUGCUAACCACGAUCGAUAAUAGACAGUACUGUGCAGCCGUCUUCAUCGACCUGGCCAAGGCUUUCGACUCUGUCAACCACUGCAUUCUUAUUGGCAGACUAAAUAGCCUUGGUUUCUCAAAUGACUGCCUCGCCUGGUUCACCAACUACUUCUCAGAUAGAGUUCAAUGUGUCAAAUCGGAGGGCCUGUUGUCUGGACCUCUGGCAGUCUCUAUGGGGGUGCCACAGGGUUCAAUUCUCGGGCUGACUCUAUUCUCUGUGUAUAUCAAUGAUGUCGCUCUUGCUGCUGGUGACGCUCGGAUCCACCUCUACGUAGACGACACCAUUUUGUAUACAUCUGGCCCUUCAUUGGACACUGUGUUAACAAACCUCCAAACGAGCUUCAACGCCAUACAACACUCCUUCCGUAGCCUCCAACUGCUCUUAAACACUAGUAAAACUAAAUGCAUGCUCUUCAAUCGAACGCUGCUUGCACCCGCCCGCCCGACUAGAAUCACUACUCUCGGCAGGUCUGACUUAGAAUAUACCUAGGUGUCUGGUUAGACUGUAAACUCUCCUUCCAGACUCAUAUUAAGCAUCUCCAAUCCAAAGUUAAAUCCAGAAUCGGCUUCCUAUUUUGCAACAAAGCCUCCUUCACUCAUGCUGCCAAACAUGUCCUCGUAAAACUGACUAUCCUACCGAUCCUUGACUUCGGCGAUGUCAUUUACAAAAUAGCCUCCAACACUCUACUCAGCAAAUUGGAUGUAGUCUAUCACAGUGCCAUCCGUUUUGUCACCAAAGCCCCAUAUACUACCCACCACUGUGACCUGUAUGCUCUUGUUGGCUGGUCCUCACUACAUAUUCGUCGCCAAACCCACUGGCUCCAGGCCAUCUAUAAAUCACUGCUAGGCAAUUCCCCGCCUUAUCUUAGCUCAUUGGUCACCAUAGCAACACCCACCCGUAGUAUGCGCUCCAGCAGGUAUAUCUCACUGGUCAUCCCCAAAGCCAACACCUCCUUUGGCUGCCAUUCCUUCCAGUUCUCUGCUGCCAAUGACUGGAACGAACUGCAAAAAUCUCUGAAGCUGGAGACUCUUAACUCCCUCACUAACUUUAAGCAUCAGUUGUCAGAGCAUCUUACCGAUCACUGCACCUGUACACAGCCCAUCUGAAAUUAGCCCACCCAACUACCUCAUCCCCAUAUUGUUAUUUAUUUUGCUCAUUUGCACCCCAGUAUCUCUAUUUGCACAUCAUCUCUUGCACAUCUAUCAUUCCAGUGUAAAUACUAAUUGUAAUUAUUUUGCACUAUGGCCUAUUUAUUGCCUUACCUCCAUAACUUGCUACAUUUGCACACACUGUAUAUAUAUUUUCUAUUUUGUGUUGUAUUUUUGACUUUAUGUUUUGUUUUACCCCAUAUGUAACUCUGUGUUGUUGUUUUUAUUGCACUGCUUUGCUUUAUAUUGGCCAGGUCGCAGUUGUAAAUGAGAACUUGUUCUUAACUGGCUUACCUGGUGAAAUAAAUAUAAAAAAUUAAACAUUGCUGUGGGGACUUGCUUCCAUUCAGCCACAAGAGCAUUAGUGAAGUCUGGCACUGAUGUUGUGCAAUUAGGCCUGGCUCGCAGUCGGCAUUCCAAUUCAUCCCAAAGGUGUUCGAUGGGGUUGAGGUCAGGGCUCUGUGCAGGCCAGUCAAGAUCUUCCAUACCGAUCUCGACAAACCAUUUCUGUAUGGAUCUCGCUUUGUGCACGGGGGCAUUGUCAUGGGCCUUCCCCAAACUGUUGCCACAAAGUUGGAAGCACAGAAUCGUCUAGAAUGUAAUUGUAUGUUGUAGCGUUAAGAUUUCCCUUCAUUAGAACUAAGGGGCCUAGGUAGAACCAUGAAAAACAGCCCCAGACCAUUAUUCCUACUACACCAAACUUUACAGUUGGCACUAUGCAUUCGGGCAGGUAGCGUUCUCCUGGCAUCUGCCAAACCCAGAUUCGUCCGUCAGUCUGCCAGAUGGUGAAGCGUGAUUCAUCACUCCAGAGAACGCGUAUCCACUGCUCCAGAUUCCAAUAGCGUUCAGCUUUCCACCACUCCAGCCGACGCUUGGCAUUGCGCAUGGUGAUCUUAGGCUUGUGUGCGCCUUCUCGGCCAUGGAAACCCAUUUCAUGAAGCUCCUGACAAACAGUUAUUGUGCUGACGUUGCUUCCAGAGGCAGUUUGGAACUCUGUAGUGAGUGUUGCAACCAAGGACAGAUGAUUUUUGCGCACUACGCGCUUCAGCACUCGGUGGUCCUGUUCUGUGAGCUUGUGUGGCCUACCACUUCGCGGCUGAGCCAUUGUUGCUCCUAAACGUUUCCACUUCACAAUAACAGCACUUACAGUUGACCGGGGCAGCUCUAGCAGGGUCGAAAUUUGACAAAUUGACUUGUUGGAAAGGUGGCAUCCUAUGACGGUACCACGUUGAAAGUCACUGAGCUCUUCAGUAAGGCCAUUCUACUGCCAAUGUUUGGCUAUGGAGAUUGCAUGGUGCUCGAUUUAUACACCUGUCAGCAACGGGUGUGGCUGAAAUAACCGAAUCCACUAAUUUGAAGGGGUGUCCACAUACUUUUAUACAUAUAGUAUAUCUCUACAUUUCCUGGUAAUUUGCAUGUAAUGUUUUUUUUAUGUGUAUCUUUUUGACCAAUUGAAGGCUUCACCUAUUGGUUUUGAAUUUGGGCUUUGACCUCUACAAUGUCACACUUCAGGAUUUCUAGCUUAUAAUAAUAAUAUGCCAUUUAGCAGACGCUUUUAUCCAAAGCGACUUACAGUCAUGCGUGCAUACAUUUUUGUGUUUGGGUGGUCCCGGGGAUCGAACCCACUACCUUGGCGUUACAAGCGCCGUGCUCUACCAGCUGAGCUACAGAGGACCACAUGGACUAACUUGUUUUUUAAAUUCUUAAUUGUAAAAAGUAUUGUUAUCUAUUUCAUUGUGUUUUCUUAAUGGACAUGGUAAAGACAUGGGACAUUUAGUUGUAGCCCUACUAGUGUGCAGUAACCUUCAUCAUUAACAGUUUGACUUAUUGGUAUUUUUCAGGCUACGGGGCGAUGGAAGAUUGGAGCAUUGGCAGGCGAGGUGACAGGUUUCAGUCACGAAUUUCCUGUAUUAUGGAUGGAUUGAGACAGGACAGUCAGUUGAUCUACGUAUAUUGAAUUUAUUUUCAGCUUUGUAUUUCGUUGUUUCUUCUUGCAAAGCUUUUAAAAGUUUCCUAUUCAUCUUGUGUUGAUUUACACUGUGUGAAACACAUAUACAGAAUUAUAUUUAAGAGUUGAUUAGUCACUUAUGGUCAGUGAUAUCCCUAUUAUAUUCUAUGUUGCUUUUUGUUAUGUCCUAAAUGA
Messenger RNA from Coregonus sp. 'balchen', 8313 nucleotides. Lineage: Eukaryota; Metazoa; Chordata; Actinopteri; Salmoniformes; Salmonidae. The record is from the annotation of a GenBank genome assembly.